CUCUUGGGGUGAUAUAUAGGAGCAGAGCUGCCUGCAGACACAGAUCACAUGAAGCAUCACCACUAUAAGGGAAUUUGAUGCAAGUUUGAAGAUGUCGAAUGACAAGAACCCCGAGGUCGUCGGCUGCGAUGCCUCCAUCAUGAAGAACGUGUGGGCGAUCAGAGAGAGAGAGUAUGGACAGAAGCUGCAGCAGGAGGAGGACCGAAUGGAGAAGAGCGCUCUGCCAUCUAUUAAUAAAGACUGGGCAGGUCGUUUGGCUGCCAGACAGGGAGGCUUCAAAAGAGUGGAGAGAAAAGUUAAACCUGCAGACAAUCAGAUAGACAACGACAAUGUCUGGAAGAGCAAGCUACCCGACGCUCCUUCUACUCUUCCUCGUGGCAAAGGUUCAGCUCCACUCGGCAGACCAGGGGGACAAAGCAGAGGCUUCUCCACUCCAACCUCCAACUACAAGGACAAAAAGGGGCAGGACAAGAGUUUUAAAAGGCUACAAUCACUCAUGUUUAUCACCCAGACUCAACCUUGUGGUAUGGUGUGGGGGAAGUCAUGGAAGUACAACAAAUCCUUGCCAUUACCUGUAGAGGGCGAAAGAUCAAACUGGGGCCAGUGCUGGAUGUUUGCCACCCAGCAGCCUUACUCUGAAGAAGGCCAGCCUUGGCUAAAUGGCCCCAACUUAUUGGAUCCUCACAACCUCCAUCUCUGGAAGAAACCUGACUCCAAGGUGUUGGAAUCACAAGAGCUUGACUUGAGUCUUCCCAUUGAGGAGUGGCAGAUGUCCUGGAGAAAAGCUGACAAAAACAAAAAGAAGGAGGAUGCAGGAAAUGGAGAAAAUGGCGCCAAAUCUGGAUUCUUCACCAUGCUGGUGGAGACUCAGCACCGAAAUGAAUGCUUGUGCUCAUCAGAGUGGAGCGAGUCAUGGAGAGCCACCAAGCCAGCAAGUCAGCAGGAUGAUUUCAAUGAUCCAAAUGAUGGUCUAAUGAAUGAGUCCACUGCUAAAAAGCAGGAUAAGGAUAGAGAGAUGAGCUCCAAGUGGGAAGAAUGUUGGCGGCUUGUCAACCACCAUGGCUGCAACAAAGCCAAGUUGCCUCAAGUUAAAAAAUCUCCCAAUCCAGAGUGGGCCAAUGCAUGGAGAGCAAACAUGGUGGUCGUCAACAACCAAAAGAGUUCUGAUCCAUCUCUGACUCAAGAUCACAGUGAUAAUUAUGAUGAUCACAGCCAGCAGAGAGAGUCACAUCUCCACAAAUUCAUGCUUGUGUCCUGUGAGCAGAAGCACAGAGAUCAGUACUUGCAGCUCUACAAUGAAUUUCAGGCACUGUCUGAGUGGACCAAGUCUUGGCAGGUGACCAAAAACAACUCAAAACCAUGUGAAGAAAUAGAGAAAGUCCUGAAGGCCUCACCACCAAGGUUGGAGACUGCUUUGGAGGCUAAGAAGGUGGAGAACAACUCAAAGGGACAUCAUUCAACAUCAGAGAAGUUAGACUCACGCUAUGAGCAACUGAAACAUAACGUGAUCUAUCACCCAAAGAGAGAAUUCACCCAAUCUCAGCUGCUUCAUCUGAAAUACCUGGAAAAUGUCUUGUCUGCCUCAGAAUGGAGGGACUCCUGGAAGACACUGAAACACAGAAUGAGGAUGGAGAGAAGAAGAAUGAGACCUGACCCUUUGAGAUCUUUCAGGGUAUCUGAGAGGGGACGCGACAUGAAUCCCACUGCCUCAGAAUGGAAAGACUCAUGGAAAUUCAACUGUCAGACCCUGCAUCAGGAGCCUGAAACUUGGCAGCAGCAUUGGCCCACCACGCCCCAAAUCCGAGUAGAUCGUGCGAGGGACCAGAACCACUUUGCGCCUGUGGAACUCCCUAAGAAUGGACCAACCGGGGAGCGCAGUUGGGCAGAAUCAUGGAGGUCCAUGAGGCACCAGCGCCAAUCAGAACCUGGGCAUGGUAUGGCACAGACCAGACAAGCAAGGUCAAGUGCGGCUUCCCACCAUCCUGACAAUUCACAGGCACAGAGGAGGUAUGCUAGGCCAUGUUCUGAUUGGCAAGAUGCCUGGAUGGUCUCAGAAACCGAGUUCCACCAUGACAGACCCUCAUUUACCCAGUGGAGGGCAGCCUGGAGGUCGUCCUUCUUCCACACAGAGCACAUGACUGAGCAAGUGCCUAGAGAGCAUGAGGUGGAUGUGUUAAUGGAGAUCCAACCCCCGAGAGAGAAGAUUUCUUUGCAGAGAGCCAAAGCUAAAAUGAGCCGGUCUUUUGACAACCAAAUGUUCAGGGAAAGAUAUCCUGAAAAACAGUGGAACGCUUCAUGGAAAGCUGGGUCACUUCUGAACAAUCAACCGAGUCAUUAUGGAUCUUCAGGGACACCUGGGAAAAGCAUUAGCAAUACUCAGCAGCAUCAUACCACUGAAAAUGGGCAUGGAUCUAAGUGGGGAAAGUCGUUCAGAAUCGCCAACCCUAUGCCCCACAUGGAGCAACCCUGGGUGGAGUCCUCUCCUAACUCAUGUCACUAUGCAGUAAUGUGGUCAAGAGGAAAGAACAUACAUAACAACAUCAACACCAACUUUAGCAAGAACCCUGCGAUUUUAAAGGUUUGGGGAAGCUCCCAUCGGUUCCUGCAGGGGGUCAGUGCACAGAUUAAAGCCAAAACUACAUCUAUGGAACCCAUUGACCCUUGGGUGAUUAUAAAAAACAAGAUGAAAACAAGGAUGCAUUUAUACUCUAACAUUGAGAAGGAGAAACAAUCAGAGAAGAAGUCUGCAGGAGGCCACCUGUUGGGUAAAACCCAACCACGUCCCAAGAGAGGCUCUGCUCCCGUGAAGAACUUAAAGAUGCAGGACAAAACUGCAGACAAGUUCUUUGAGGAAUGGGCAGAAUCUUGGAAGUUCUCAGUCCCGCCUGGUGGUCUGAAAAAGAAGAUGCCCGUCAAGUCGCUCUCAGGUUGGAAUGAGUCGUGGAAGUUCCUCAUUCCACCAUACCCGCCAACGAAUGGCCACAAGGUUAAAUAGACAGCUAAGUCACCUUUUAGCUCAGUCAAAAUGUGUUGUGUCAAUAAAUUUAAAAAACAGAAUGCUUUGCCCCUUGCAGUUUUUCUUUGUUUCCACUCGUUGAGAAUUUAUUUGUGAUGAUCAGGUAUCCAUAGUUGACAAAAAGCAUGGCAAUUAUAAGCUAACAUCUGAUUUGGAAAGCCCUUUCUGAGACAUGCAAAAAAGUUUAUAUAUUACUUAAUGGUUAUGCCAAAUGAGUUAUGCCAAUAAUAAAAAUGUUGUCUUGUAUUUAUCAAAUUAGAAGAGAAGCUUCCAUUAAAAUGUUAGUAAACACUUCUCACAUCUUGACUGUUAGUGUUCAUUUUCACUCGGCUAACAUAAUACAAACACAAUGAUUAAAUAUAUAUAUAUAAUAUAUUUCUCAGUUCCUCGGGACAAGACGGGAUUCAAAGUCUUGUUCAAGAGUAAAACAGCAGGGUCGGAAUUAGGAAACGUUGACUGUUAAAAGGGUUGUUACAGGACAGUUAAUAUAAUCACAACAAAUUAAAGACCGAACAAAAUGUCCUCACUUUCACAUCUCAAGUGCUAAUGAUUAGUUUUAGCAAUCACACCCAACCAUUGGCAUUUGAACAUAAUUAGUAGGUAUAUUCUUCUCAGAUCAAAGGUUAAAGCUUUGUUUGAGAGCAAAGGCACUCCCAAUUCACACACUGACUGCUGUAGGGAGUUGAACCUGCAGAUUACUGUACUCUGAACUGUUGCUGAUGAUGUAAGGAAAAUAACAAAAAAAAAAAAAAAAAAAGACUGUUUGAAUAGGGCACAGUAAGUUGAGUUUUGAAGUAGUGAAGAUGGCAGGAAAGAUUACAUGGAAGUACAUUCUUGUGUUUAUGAAAGUGUGUGUAAUGCCACUACGGCGACUGUAUUUUGAUUAAAGGAUAUAAACAUCA
Messenger RNA from Sebastes umbrosus (honeycomb rockfish), 3918 nucleotides. RefSeq lists its product as uncharacterized. The coding region runs from base 92 to 2995 and encodes 967 amino acids. NCBI's taxonomy places the organism in Eukaryota, Metazoa, Chordata, Actinopteri, Perciformes, Sebastidae. The transcript has 3 exons. The record is from RefSeq and is a predicted model, not a curated record.